Messenger RNA from Hydractinia symbiolongicarpus, 3369 nucleotides. RefSeq lists its product as uncharacterized. The transcript is spliced from 3 exons. NCBI's taxonomy places the organism in Eukaryota, Metazoa, Cnidaria, Hydrozoa, Anthoathecata, Hydractiniidae. Bases 121 to 1002 code for a protein of 293 amino acids. The record is from RefSeq and is a predicted model, not a curated record.
AACUUAAGUAUAUGUGCUGCAUAAUUAAGCUCUACAUCAAGUGAAUAUAUAUAUAUUUAUAUAUUUCAUUUUAUUAGGUUUAAAUAAAAUUGUUAUUGUUAGAAACAAGAGAAGGAGAAAAUGUCAAGGUACACACCAACGAAAUAUACGCCAAGUAAGAGUAAUAAUGCAGCUGUUAAUUAUUACUACCACUUUCGAAAAGAUUUCCUUGCACCCUACGGAUUGGCCCAUAGUGAAAAAACCUUUUCAGAUGCAGACUUUGCUCAAAAGCUAAACGAUAUAAAUUGCGAGUUCUAUUGCAGACCUCAGGUAGCUAUAUCAGAAAUGGCCUCCAGCAUAGUGGAAAACCUAGAGUAUGUGAUUAAAAACACUCAAUGCAUGGAAGAAAAAAACAUGUCUAGAUUUAUCACAAAAAUACAAAAAAUAUUCCCAAGUUUGAAUGUCAUAAACUCAAAGGCUAACGUAGAUGGCGACAUAAAGAAGGCGCUAGAAGAUGUGAAAAAAUGUUUAACUUCAGAAAGCCUAUUUCUUGAUACUUUCAUUGAAGAGGGACUAAGAUUUGCAUCAUCAUUGUAUUUAUCAUUAAUAUGGCUACGCGCAGGAAAAUUUGUAAUGAAAAACCCAGAAAUUGUUUUGCAGAAACUUCAUCCAGCAGCUACAGGCUUUACACAAUUCAAGCGAGAUGUGUCAGCGGAUGCUUACAUGCAGGACAUUGCAACAGCCUUAGGGGCAUUGAAUUUAACAUCAACCACUAAGGAAUCCGUUAAACGAAAGUUGCUAAUAGAUAUUCCGUCCAGUGACGAGGAAGAGAUGUAUAUGCCUCCCAAAAAAAAGGUUAAUAACGAUAGCGACAACUAUGAUGAUGAGACACCUGACCCUAGUAAAAGAAAAUUUAAACACGACAGUGAUAGUGAAGAUGUAAAUAAUGAACAUCAUGUUAAGAAGAACAAAAAGUCGAAAAAAUCGAAAAAACAGAAGAAAUUCUUAACUGACUCUGAAUAGGCUUUCAGUUCAACAGAUAUAUUUAUAUAAUUAUUCAUACGGAUUUUGAUUUUGUUUUUAAAGUUUGUUUAGGACGUUUUGUUAGCAAUAAUGUUAACCUAACUUUGUAAAUAUAAAAAGGUAUGUAGACUGUUUUUUUUUCUAUUGACAGCCUUGUUUUUUCAAUUAGAGGAAUAAAUAUGACUAGUUUUUGUGUAUUUUCACAAGCUGAUGCUACAAGAGAAUUUUGAAAGGUUACUUUGGAAACUAAAUGUUGUUAUUUAAAAGUAAAUAAUUAUUUGAGGAAACAUGGCUACAUGACGAUUAAGAUGUUUUUUUACUGAACUCAUAACGUUUCGCUCAUGUACACUCCCACAAAAUAAUGCCAAAAACGUUUUUUAAAGGCUUACUUGGAAACUAAAUAAUUAUUUGAGGAGAAAAGGCCUGACAUAGUUUUAUGGAAAUAUUAUUUUCUUAAUUCUUUCUUAAUUAUACCUUAUGCAAUAUUUAUUACAUUAUAAGACUGUUUUCUGUCAUGAUAAGGCCUUCUUAAAAAAUUGACAUGCAAAAAAUAUUUUUUUUCUUUAGGUUGCAUAAUGGAAAACAUAAAUGCUGUUGUUGAAAAUGACUAUGUUGAAACCAACAAUUAUACUGCAUAAAAGAAGAUUAACUUUAAAAUUAUAAACAUGAACAUGCCUCUCUAACACGCACAAUUAAGAACAGAAAGAAACAUUAAAAGGUAGAAGCGAAUAAAUCAACAAGAAAAACUUGAGUACGAACAAAUUCAAAAAGAAGAGGUGAAAAUACGAUAACAUUUACAGAAACAAAUGAAUAGUUAAUGCUGCGUGACUUGAUAAUUAAUUUGAAAAGGAACUUAUUCUUUAAAUGCAGAAACUUCUGUGUGGAUAGUGAAAUUGAACGUUAUGAGAGAACAGUUAAUUCCAUGAAUGGAAUUUUUUUAAAGACAGUGUUUCGUACACAAUGUAAUUUUUUACAGCUUUUUACUUAACACAAAACCUUUGUAAAUAUAAAACAUUAUAUAAACUGGUCAUCAUAAAACAAUAUGUUUUGAUGUUGACAUUUAAAAAUAUAUAAUUAGUUGAGGAAACAAGGCAAUAUUACGAUGUUAAAAGAACAACAUUACAGGUCGUCUAUUUUUUACUAGUUCUUACAAACAAUAGUGUACGGAGUAUGAGUGAAAGUAUUUUUUUACAUUGUUUUAGUAUUUUUUGUGGACGAAUUUUAAGACUCUCAAUUGAAUUCGUUGCCUUGUUGUACUGGUAAAAUAUACCAUCAGAGUGAUAGCUUAGCCAAUAAGAUUUUUUGAUAACUCGCGAAGUUAUACAAUCUCUGGAAAAUUUUGGCCGUUAGUUAAAAAAACUGCUGUAUAACUAAGCUGCAUAUCAUGUAGAUUUAUCAAUUUUGUUUCACGGCCCGUUAAUUAUUUUGCUUCUUAUUGUUUUAGGUUUAAUAGACAGUAACUAAAAAAUCGCUUCUGUAAAAAACUAAAAAAGAAGAGAAAGUGUGCUUUGACUUUAACCUGUUUCGGUAUAACCAAAUUUCACUUUAUUAUUUCAAUGGUAUAGCUUAUGUGCAAUAAUAAUAAUAACAAUAAUAAUAGAAAUGCAGAAAAAAUGAAGUAAUCUUUGUUUGAUAAAAUGAGUAAACUACUGAUCAUUUAUUUAGACAAAGAACGACUUAAAAUGGCAAGCAAUAAUGUCAGUUUUUUAAAUGAGUACAAAUGCUUUUCAAUUUAUCAUCGUGUGAAGAAAGAGGACUUACAAAGAAAUAUUGCCACCCAAAAUAAACGGCGAACUGAAGAAGAAGAGAAGAGAAGAAUAUUUAACGAAAAUAAUUCAAUUAAACAUACAAACGGUAUAACUAUUUCAUAUUUCUGGUGUUAAAUUUAAAGUUUAUCAAUUUUCUACAAAUAACGUUCUCAGGAUAUCUCACAUUGUAUUCCAGAUAUAAUAUUAUAUUAUUCUGAUACAAGUUUUCUCAUUUAGACUCCAAAAAAUGCAAAAAUGUCAUUACGGGAUUAACAAAAUGGAUUGAGUUAAAGAGCUGGAGUACUUGUGAAAAGUAAGUGUAACAUCAUCCAGUUAAUAAGACUAACUUGAGUCAAAUAUUAAGACUGCACAAUACUUAAAAUAUAUAGGUGCCACUCAUUAUGCCGACAGAAAAUGCUGCCUUCAUACCUUUCUGCAAAAAAACCCAAAUUGAAACAAUGUUAUGCAUGCAGUGGCAGAUAUCCUCUACCAAGAAUAGAUGACUUCCCAACAGUAGUGUUAACUUGUACACAAGACGAUGCUAACCUGCUGAGAGUAUUUCAUGUGGACUUAGGUGAAUACAUAAAACACAAAUAUGGUUACCGUCAGAGAUCUUCUC